AUGAGGGGUGGUUUCGAGAGGUUCGAGCUCUCGGGACCAUCAGAAGAGGAAUGUCCGCUUAAUUAUUGGCCAAAGAACAGUACUCUCGACAGUCCGGACAAACAUCGCCUAAUGUCGGUUUGUUCUGCUUGUCACUUGGAAAUUGUCGAUCGUUUCAUAUUGCGAGUCCAUCCUAACCUAGAAUUUCACGCUUCGUGCCUCAAGUGUUCCGAGUGCUGCAGACCACUUGACGAGUCUUGCACGGCUUUCGUACGCAAUGGCGUCACCUACUGCAGAGAAGACUAUUUCCGGUUGUUCGGCGCGAAAUGCAAUCGUUGUGAUUUGCCGUUUGAUCGAAACGAACUGGUGAUGAGGGCCAGACAUGCCGUCUACCAUGUUGCGUGUUUUUCAUGCGUUGCUUGUGAGCGUCUACUCAAAACCGGAGACGAGUUUCAGAUUAAAGGCAAUUUGCUUUACUGCAGAGCAGACUGCGAAGCUGGAAAUGUGCCUGAGCCAUCGUCCAUUCCGACGCCGUCAAUGUUCACCAAUGACGACUCGUGGGAGACGUCUACGAUGACAUCGUUAGACCCCACUAAUAGUCCACCACUCUCUGUACGCUCUCCAAAAUCGGAUGACAUGAAUACUCCACAGAACAAUGGCUUUCAUAACACAAGCGGUUCGUCAGGAGGCUCGUCUGGGAAGAAGAAAAAAGACAAACAGACGACAAGGGUACGAACGGUGCUCAACGAACAUCAGCUGUCAAUUCUAAAGAAAUGCUACGCUCUGAAUUCUCGACCUGACGCUCUACUCAAAGAACAACUAGUUGAAAUGACUGCGUUAAACGCAAGGGUUAUACGUGUCUGGUUUCAAAACAAGCGCUGUAAGGACAAGAAACGGCAGAUUCAGAUGAGAGAUAUGGCUGUGAACGCCGAGAAGGAUGGCAAGAUGGUACCAGCACCUGGCGACGACCAGUUCCAAUUUAUGACAGCGAGAAAUCAUCCCUCGUUUGCUGCGAUAGGACGUCUCAAAUGGGAAUACACCAUUUAG
Messenger RNA from Angiostrongylus costaricensis, 1026 nucleotides. NCBI's taxonomy places the organism in Eukaryota, Metazoa, Nematoda, Chromadorea, Rhabditida, Metastrongylidae. The record is from the annotation of a GenBank genome assembly.